AUCCUCCUGUUAUCGUUUCUCAGGGUGGAAGUCGUUUCCCUUCCAGAUUCCAGACUGGGAGAAAAAAAAAAAACCGUCUGAAAGCAGACAGUCAAAUGGAUGCCGAGCAGAAGACAACAGGGACUGGAAUUGUUUAAGUGGGAAUGCAGCAGGUCUUCUAGCAGAGAGGAGUAGCUGUGUUUCAGGGAACCUCUUUGUUGUUGGAGCGGUCGAUCCAGACGAAGCCCAGCACUGUUGGCGUCAUUUCAGGUUUUUCACAGACCAAAAAUGCUCUCCUGAAUCUCAACCCUAACAAGCACACCCUGUUCCUUCGCUCUGUGUAUUCUGGUCGGUCACUUCGUCAUAAUGAACCACACUCCCAGCCCCCACCUGUCUGAAGGUGGGAAGUCAGCCCGAGAUGGCCUCCUUUGCAACAUGGGUCUGGGAUCAGAUAGGGGCAUCCGCUCUCCGGACAGCCUUGCCCACACUCCCAGCCCCACUGUAGGAACACCCAGCUCCAGCCCUCCACUGCUGUUGUCGCCUGGACUUGGAGGCCUUGGGCUAGGUUCUCUAGGUGAGGGAGCAGGAGGGGACUGGGAGACCAGAGAGGAGUUGAGGCUCAGGGAGCUGGAGGAAGCUCGGGCCAGGGCGGCCCAGAUGGAGAAGACCAUGAGGUGGUGGUCAGACUGUACAGCCAACUGGAGAGAGAAGUGGAGUAAGGUUCGUGCAGAACGUAACAGAGCUCGGGAUGAGAUCCGGCAGCUAAGGCAGCGGCUGGACACCCUCACCAAGGAGCUCACUGGUGUUCGGCGGGAGCGGCAGGAGCUUGCAACAGAGAACGAGACACUGCACCAGGAGACUGUGCGACUCCGGGGGGACAGCGCAGCUCACCCUGCUACUGGCACAUCUUCCUUACCUUCCUCACCUCAGCAUGACAGUACUUCCUUCUCCUCUUCUUCAUCUAUUUCCCCCUCCUCCCGUGCGUCUUCCCUUUCUUCCUCUAAGAUCGUAACAGACUGCAAGUUUGAGAAGGGAUCACCAGGAUCUCCCGAAGCAGAACCAGUGAGGGAUGUGGACUUGGACAGACAGGAGAUGGGUCAGCAAAAGGACAUGGAGCUGCUGGAAUCAGUCUUGCCUUGUGGAGCAGCAGGUUCUGACACUCAGGACACCUGGAACAGUCGUAACAUUAGUGCAACUGGCUUACGUUCAUCCUCCUGUUUGAGCCGGCAGGAACGAAACAGGCAGCUGUGGGUGGACAUGAAUACGGUGGAAGAAGACUCCAGCAAGCUCAACGCCGUGCAGCUUCGGCUCGAUGAGUCUCAGAGAGUCCUGCUGAAAGAGAGAGAAGACAAGCUGUCCCUCGGUAAGAACAUCGAGAGACUAGAGGGUGAACUCAGCCAGUGGAAAGUAAAAUAUGAGGAGCUUAGUAAGAGCAAACAAGAAUCCCUCAAACAGCUGAACCUGCUGAAGGAAAUGCAUCAGGAUGAACUGGGCCGCAUAUCUGAAGACUUGGAGGAUGAACUGGGAGCUCGGACCAGUAUGGAUAAGAAACUCGCGGAGCUAAGAUCUGAGAUGGAGAGACUGCAGGUGGAGAAUGCUGCAGAGUGGGGCCGCAGGGAACGUUUGGAGACAGAGAAACUGGCUCUCGAAAGGGAAAACAAAAAAUUGCGGGCUCAGGUGGAAGAUCUGGAGGAGCAGUGUGCAAAGAAACGUCGACAGGCCGCCUCAGCUCUCGAUAUAGACCUGAAGGCUAUCCAGAGCGAGUUGUUUGAGAAAAACAAGGAGUUGGCUGAUCUUCGUCAUGUUCAUGCAAAGCUCAAGAAGCAGUUCCAGGAGAAGACUGCCGAGCUGGCCCAUGCUAACCGGAGGGUAGAGAGCCAUGACGCCGAGGUUAAGAAGCUUCGUCUAAGGGUUGAGGAGUUGAAGAAAGAACUGGGACAGGCUGAGGAUGAGCUGGAUGAGUCUCAUAACCAGACAAGAAAGCUGCAAAGGUCUCUGGAUGAACAGGUGGAGCAGACUGAGAAUCUGCAGGUCCAACUGGAACACUUACAGUCAAGGCUCAGGCGACAGCAGCAGAAUCCUGGUCUGUUUGGAAAAAUACGAUCUGCUCGGUUUAGUCCUGAUAACCCAGAUGGUCCAAGAAGUGACCUUGAUGAGGAAGAGGAGGACCUGCAGCUCCAGAUUCCAUGACACGUGCCCAUCCACAAAUGAAAGCAAUGCUGCGAAAACAGUAGUCACAUGAAGAAUGUGAACUAUAGGAAAUGUUUUGCAGAAAUUGUGAAAUUUUGCUUGAGGUAAUAAUAUCUCAGUACCUUCCUCUAGAUUCAUAUCCAACAGACAAAUUUCAGUUUCUUAUCCAAGUUAUACAUUCAUGCAGCCUCCUCAGGAUGCCCUUAAUAGCUGAUCAUGAAUUACUCAACAAACAAACAGAGCGAUGGUCAUCAAAUCAAAAAAUAAUCAGCAUGACUUCUUUUGAACGACACACUUGCUAAAGCUCAUUUAUUAUUUGAUAUGUUUACAAAAACAAGCAGAUGAGAUCCAGCUACUGCAGUGCAACACAUUGUGUCAACAGUGCAGUAAUCUGUAGGAUAUGUGUUCCAAUGGUUUGCUGAAAAAUUCUACAGAGCUACAUCAUCAUAAGCCAGUAUGUGUCAUCGGUUUUCAUUUGACCUCAAAUGCACAAAUACUGCAGCUUCCUUAUUUAAAUAAUGCUACUGUACAAACAAGCCCCAAGCCUUCAUUUACAUGAGUAGUAUUAAUAUGUCGCCCUUUGCUGUCAGGUGUGAAUUUCUGUCUGCAGUCUCAAGUGUUUAAUUAUAAUCUUUGAUUCAUCCUUGGGUUCAACUUGCUUUUCAGAUGGUAUUAAAAGCUUCAGUCUGAAACUAAUAGGAAAACUUUGAGUAUAGUCCAUCAACACCACACAGCAUUCGGCCAAAAGCAUAAGGAAUCACUGCUCUUUACUAUGUUUAUUCUGACUUUAUAAUUAUCAAUUAAUUCAACAUAGUAUAUUUGAAAUACAUACCCCAAAAGAGUAAAAAAUGCAUGUAAUCAUAAGUUAUUUUGUUUCUCGUUAAGAGGGAAAAGGAUCUGUUGGAAAGUUGUGAAUUGCAUUUUGAAAAACUGUACAAAUCUGAACCUGCAAAUGAGACUGCAGUUCAAGGUGUGAGCUAAAAAUGAAAAAUUGAGAGAGACACUGUUAUAAAAAAAAACCUAUCCAUCAGUGAGAUAUCUUUUGGAUUUCUGGGAAGGAGAAUAUCCUGAUCUGAUCAAAUCAGCUAUAACACAAAUUUGCUUCUUGGCAAAUCCCAAGAGCCUCAACAUGGAGAAAGCUACGUGGAUAAUGUUUAAAUAAACGUGUUUCUUUGUCACUGUCCACUUCAAUUUACCUAUCAGUCAGUAUGUAAGGAAUGUUUACCAAUAGAUUAAAGCGAAAAUUUGUUCACACAGCAGCCCAGUUAUGUUACUUGAGAACUAACUGAAUUUUAGAAGCUGUCUGGUUCAUUUCUGCAGGUCUUUACUAUUCACAAAUUAUACCCCAAAAUAUCUGUAAUGUAAUUUUCUUCUGUUGAAACAUUUCUGUGUGCUUCUCUCUGGUAAACUUCAGUGCCAUAAUGGUUAAAGUGGAAGAAAGCUAAAACUGUCUUUGAAACUUCUGAAUGUAUUAUUCAGUCUGUGACUUUCAGAUCAAUAAUAUCAUUCGGACAUGCAAAUGUGUUUGUUUCUUAAUUGUUGAGGCUAAUCUUUAAGGAUUUACAAUCUUUCAAAAACUGUAUUUUUUUCUGCCAAAAUUCCUAAAGCUUACAUCAAGCAAGAGAGUAAAGCUAUCAUGAGAGAAAGAAACACACACAGUAAGGUGCAGGCCAAUAUAUUUGUACUUGCUUAAUAUUGAUAAAUGUAAUGCUGAAACAACAGGUAUUAAACAGGAGGACAUGUUUGAGAUUGCAGGACUAAAUCUCUGCUGAGCUAAAUGUUUAGCUCCAAUAUUGAACAACUCUAUUCAGUCACUUUGCCUCAGGCUCAUCUCUGAUGCUGGAAGAGGACACAUAUUUGUAACGAUCAACAUUUUGUAUUUCUAUUUAUGGUGUUGUUAUAAACUUGUUUUUAUAAAAGUUGUGUACCACAGUCAUUUGUAUUAGCUCUAUAAAUGUCAACUGUACAUACAAAGAA
Molecule: messenger RNA, 4146 nt
Organism: Girardinichthys multiradiatus
Lineage: Eukaryota; Metazoa; Chordata; Actinopteri; Cyprinodontiformes; Goodeidae
Gene: ccdc102a
Product: coiled-coil domain containing 102A
Exons: 10
Coding region: 346-2169 (607 amino acids)
Cellular component (GO): myosin complex
Source: RefSeq, a predicted model, not a curated record